Aegilops tauschii subsp. strangulata is the source of this 1934-nucleotide messenger RNA. The record is from RefSeq and is a predicted model, not a curated record. NCBI's taxonomy places the organism in Eukaryota, Viridiplantae, Streptophyta, Magnoliopsida, Poales, Poaceae.
AUGUGGUACUAUCGUCCUGGAGAAGCUUCGUCGCCGUCGUCGUCAUCGCGUGCCGCCGCCCGAAGACCUCGGCGAGCACGGCCAGAAGCAACGUCCAAGUCCAACACAGCCCAUCCGAAAGUCACGUCCAAGUCCAACACAGUCCAAGUACAGUCAGUGGCAGAGCGUCCGAAAGUCACGUCGGCCAUUGUAGCCCAAGAAGAAAGGAGGACGCAUGUGAUCAAGAUCGAUGGGUACUCAAGGACCAAGGAGCUUCUUAGGAUUGAUGAGUUUACCACGUCUAUCCCUUUCAUGGUCGGAGAUCGUAACUGGGCUGUGAGGAUUUACCCAAACGGUUACAAGGCACCUGGUUACGUAUCUGUAUAUCUGAUUCUUGAUUCGGCUGAUGCCAAGGACGUGAAGGCGAAAUUCACCUUUAGCUUACUUGACAAGGGUGGAGAACCAGUGCCUUCAUGCAUCAAAACUGUGACGGAACAUAUCUUCCCAAGCAAAGGUUACGGUUAUGGUUUCCCAGAGUUUAUCAAGCAGGAGGAUUUGGAGCGAUCGGCGCAUCUAAGAGGCGACAGUUUCAGAAUCAGGUGCGAUGUCGCCGUGGUGAAGAUGAUCCGCAGCCAAGAGACGCACGCAAACGAGUUCGUUGUGGUUCCUCCAAGCGACUUGCAUCAGCAGCUCGGUGGCCUCCUGAGAAGCAAUGAUGGAGCAGACGUGACCUUUCGAGUCGGUGGCGAUAUAUUCUCGGCUCAUAGGUCCGUGCUCGCCGCUCGCUCACCGGUCUUCAAGGCGGAGCUCUUUGGAGACAUGAGGGAGAAAGCCGGUGACCCUAUCGAAAUUGAUGAUAUAGAAGCUGAUGUGUUCAACUCCUUGCUCCAUUUCAUCUACACGGACUCACUCCCUGAGAGCACUAAUGAAGGUGCAACACAAGACGAUGUAGUGACAGCUAGCCAUCUACUAGUAGCGGCGGACAGGUACGGCAUCGAGAGGCUGAAACUGAUAUGCGAGGAGAAACUGUGCAAUAAUAUUGACUGCAACAUGGUUGCAACUAGUUUGGCUUUGGCCGAGCAGCACAGUUGCGAUGGGCUCAAGGAGGCUUGCUUUGAGUUCCUUGCCUCUCCGUCCAAUCUGGAGAUGGUGAUCACAAGUGAUGGUUACCAACAUCUGAAAAGCAGUUGCCCAUCUGUUCUCAAAGAGCUGAUUGCUAGACUGUUGCCUGCUGAGCUGACAGCAGCCAGGGAUAUUAUCAGGUCAAUGUAAUCACCCCAUCAAGUCAACUUGGUAUCUCUUUUGUAGCUCGCCCGUGAAUGUGGCAGAACAAAAAAGAUAUCUAUUUGUGCAAGUAGCAGGGGUUUUUUGGCUCCUGUAUUCUGUGUUUUCUAUAUACCUUGUGUAUACAAUUCAACUGCUGUGUGUAGAGACGAAUCCUGUUUUUCCCCUGCUCUAUCUUGUGUUGUGGGCUUGUGGUUGCAAUCCUCUACUUGUUCUAUCCUACUUAAAACAUGCGUAAUUGUAAGUUACUGCACGAUGAUCCCCAUUUCUUCUGUUUUGGAGGUGGAAAAUAUCAAAUAUUAUUGUAGUUGGAAGUGAAAAAUAUCAUCUCUAUGUUUCCUGAGUUUGACAUUGCGGUUUCUCUUGAUUGAAGUGAUCAUUUCUCUUGAUUGAGGGUUUUUAGCAGGAACUGAGAUUAAGCGGGUUCAAUGUAGGGUCAUAAACUCUACAAACCACCUCCUUUUUUUGAAAAAAAGGAUAGUACCACCGGAGUCUGCGUCGAGUGAUGCACACAACCAAGUAUUAUUGAUUAUCCAUCAACAAUGCAAAGCAAAGUCAAGCAUUGAUACCAAAUGAACCAGCUUAUAGAAUAUGAAAAAAAAUGAAAAAAAAUAAUAAGGGCAACUGUCAAGCAGCAGAAUCCCCAUAAUAACACCACAAAUCUUAUGCCA